AUGAUUUACUCCUCAGGAAGAGAAUCCUUCUUCAACCUGAACUCCACCUGGUACGACCCCUCUGGCUCCUGGCUGGACACGCGGCGCACGCCCUUCCGCUACGGUUACUCCACCUGCUGCUCCUCGGGCGGCUCCUCGGGCUGCCACGGCGAGGGUUGCGAGGGCAUGAGGGGCCACGACUACCGGCACUACGGCUACCGACAGCCCCGCUGCGCCGAGCGCUGCCACGGCUACUCCAGCUCGUGCCAUGGAGGGGGGGACGGCUGUGUCAGGAGGCCCACCUACAGCUAUGGGGGCUCAGGGGGGUGCCAGGGUUAUGGGAGGUCUGUGUGUGCUGAGAGGUGCCAGGGCUCCUCGAGUUCAUGCCAUGGAGGAGGGUCCAGCUGUGUCAGGAGACCCACGUACAGCUAUGGGGGUUCAGGGGGGUGCCAGGGUUAUGGGAGGUCUGUGUGCUCCGAGAGGUGCCACGGGACAGUGGUCCAAGGGGGGAAGCCGUGCUGUGGGACCCCCGUGCAGAGCAUCCCGCUCCUCAGCGUCGCCUCUCGAGCUCCUUCUGAUCCAGGUUUCCAGCCAUGUGCUCCCGCCAGGACAAGGACCAGUGCCACCAGCAGGAACGCUCCUGCUGCCACAGCAGUGGAUCCGGUUGCCACGGGAGCAGUGGUGGAUCCAGUUGCCAAAGGAGCAGCGGAUCUGGUUGCCAUGGGAGCAGUGGUGGAUCCGGUUGUCAUGGUAGCAGUGGCGGAUCUGGUUGCCACAGAAGCAGCGGAUCUGGUUGCCGUGGAAGCAGUGGCGGCUCCAUUGCCUCUCAUCCUUCUUCAUCUCUUCGUGCACGAGCAGCCUCAGGUGACCCAGCACAGUGCCAUGUGCUCCCGCCAGGACAAGGACCAGUGCCACCGGCAGCAGCGCCAGAGCAGCAGCGGCUGUCACAGUUCCGGCGGUGGUGGCUGUCACAGCUCCGGUGGUGGCGGCUGUCACAGCUCCGGUGGCAGCUCUGGGGGCUGUCACAGCUCCGGUGGUGGUGGCUGUCACAGUUCUGGUGGUGGUGGCUGUCACAGCUCAGGCGGUGGCGGCUGUCACAGCUCUGGUGGCUCCAGCUGCCACGGGAAGCCCCAGAUGCCGGUCCAGCAGCAGCAGCAGCAGCAGGUGCCGCAGAUGCCCCAGCAGAAGAUGAAGUGA
Melospiza georgiana is the source of this 1176-nucleotide messenger RNA. RefSeq lists its product as uncharacterized. Bases 1 to 1176 code for a protein of 391 amino acids. NCBI's taxonomy places the organism in Eukaryota, Metazoa, Chordata, Aves, Passeriformes, Passerellidae. The transcript is spliced from 5 exons. The record is from RefSeq and is a predicted model, not a curated record.